GACUUUUCUGGGGGCAACAACUCGGCGUCCCCUCUUUUUGCCUUUAAAGUAAAACGUGUCCUCGACGCACCUCCGUCCGAACCGCGCGCCUUCCGGGGGGGCGGCCCCGGCGGAGGAGGGGCAGGGCUGACGCGAGCCCAGGGGACAGCCGGGUCACGUGGGCGUGUUGUGGGGGGAGGGGCGCGGCCGCGCGGUCGGUUCCGGGCGGUUGGGCGCGCGAGCGAGCGAGGGAGCGAAGGCAGCCGCGCCCGCCGCCGCCGCCGCCCCUGCUCUGUAUGCGGCUCUCUCCCGGCGCGGCCGCCGCCGAUCGCAGCAGCAGCCGCCGUCGCCGCGGUUGAUGUGGUUGGGCCGGGGCUGAGGAGGUCGCCAAGAUGCCGCAGUCCAAGUCCCGGAAGAUCGCGAUCCUGGGCUACCGGUCUGUCGGGAAAUCCUCAUUGACGAUUCAAUUUGUUGAAGGCCAAUUUGUUGACUCCUAUGAUCCAACCAUAGAGAACACUUUCACGAAGUUGAUCACAGUAAAUGGACAAGAGUAUCAUCUUCAGCUUGUAGACACAGCUGGGCAGGAUGAGUAUUCCAUUUUUCCUCAGACAUACUCCAUAGAUAUUAAUGGCUAUAUUCUUGUGUAUUCUGUUACAUCAAUCAAAAGUUUUGAAGUGAUUAAAGUUAUCCAUGGCAAACUGCUGGAUAUGGUGGGGAAAGUGCAAAUACCCAUUAUGUUGGUUGGGAAUAAAAAAGACCUGCAUAUGGAAAGGGUAAUCAGUUAUGAAGAAGGGAAGGCUUUGGCAGAAUCUUGGAACGCAGCUUUUUUGGAAUCUUCUGCUAAAGAAAAUCAGACUGCUGUCGAUGUUUUCAGAAGGAUAAUUUUGGAGGCAGAAAAGAUGGACGGGGCAGCUUCACAAGGCAAGUCUUCGUGCUCGGUGAUGUGAGAGCGAGUGCAGUGGAGGACACUGGGAAACGUUCUCCUUGGGGGAGCGGCUCCACCAUCCUCGGAGGAAAACUCUGCUUCUUCUCUUCUGUUAACCUGAGAGACGUCAUUUGGGUCAGAGCCCUCCUUCAGAUUAUGUUCAACUCUGACUGUCCAAAUGAGUUCACUUCCAUUUUCAAAUUUUAAGCAAUCAUAUUUUCAAUUUAUAUAUUGUAUUUCUUAAUAUUAUGACCAAGAAUUUUAUCGGCAUUAAUUUUUCAGUGUAGUUUGUUGUUUAAAAUAAUGUAAUCAUCAAAAUGAUACAUAUUGUUACACUACUAUUAACUAGGCUUCAGUAUAUCAGUGUUUAUUUCAUUGUGUUAAAUGUAUACUUGUAAAUAAAACAGCUGCAAACCUUCA
Messenger RNA from Octodon degus (degu), 1324 nucleotides. RefSeq names its product Ras homolog, mTORC1 binding (gene Rheb). Gene Ontology annotation, molecular function: GDP binding; GTPase activity; GTP binding. Bases 372 to 926 code for a protein of 184 amino acids. The record is from RefSeq and is a predicted model, not a curated record. Gene Ontology annotation, cellular component: plasma membrane. The transcript is spliced from 8 exons. Gene Ontology annotation, biological process: small GTPase-mediated signal transduction. NCBI's taxonomy places the organism in Eukaryota, Metazoa, Chordata, Mammalia, Rodentia, Octodontidae.